Molecule: messenger RNA, 1788 nt
Organism: Penicillium antarcticum
Lineage: Eukaryota; Fungi; Ascomycota; Eurotiomycetes; Eurotiales; Aspergillaceae
Product: prefoldin-like protein
Exons: 1
Coding region: 1-1788 (595 amino acids)
Biological process (GO): negative regulation of transcription by RNA polymerase II; negative regulation of phosphatase activity
Molecular function (GO): chromatin binding; phosphatase inhibitor activity; transcription corepressor activity
Source: RefSeq, a predicted model, not a curated record
AUGGGGGUUCCAAAUCACAGCCUUGACGCUCUCGAAGAGCAGCGCCUCGCGCUCGAAAAUAACAUUCUCCAACUGCAGAAAUCGCUCUACCACUGGCGAACUUGGGAAGCGGAAUACGACGGACUGCGCGAAGAGAUCGGCAAUUUGGGUGGCGAAUCGAGUACAGAUGACUUCCUUAAUGUCGCUUUGGAAUUUGGAGGCACACUCGUGGACGAGAAGGAAAUGCAGGCGAUACUUGGGUCGCAAGGUGUGAUGCGGUCUCGCGGACAAGUGAUUGAUCUCCUGGGCCGCCGGAUCGACUAUGUGAAGCAGAAUGUGGCGACAAUGGAGAAGAGAGUCCGGAAGGCCGAGGAUGAACUCUCUGCUCUGGGCGCAAGGGAUCAGCCGUUGCAAGAGGGUGGAGAGUUUCCGAUGCAGGAGAUUAUGGAGGAGCUUGACGAAGAUGGAAAUGUUGUGUCGAGCUCGAUCAAUACUCCCGGAAGCCAGGCAUCAGAAUUGUUGGACGUGUUGAAGAAGGCUGGUGUCAAGGAUAUCCCGGAUGCUGAAGAGUCGAAGACUAUUGCUACCCCCAUCGAGGCUAUACCUGAGGAGGAUGUUGGUGAGCUGAGCAGCUCGAGGGCUGCAGGCGAGCAGGCUGAUUCAUCGAGAGAUCAAAAUGCGCCUCUUCCGUCAAAUGACAUUUCCCGCGAGGAUCUCGACCUCAAGCGCCCUGUGUCGGUUGUAACUCCCGAGGAUCGUCAGCAGCCGCCUGUCACCGAUGUAAAUGAAAAUGUGGAAGAUGCGAGACUACGCCGUGAAAUGCUCCAAUACGGCAUUGAUGAAGUGGGCGCAAUCGUGGCCGAACUUGAAAUGAACGAGUCCGGAAGUGAUGUCUCUUUCGACGAAGACUAUGAUUACGACUAUGACGAGGAAGAUAACGAGGACGAAUACGGCCGUUCUCACACUGCACUUCCCGAGGAUUAUCACCAGCAGAUGCGGGAGCUGGAAGCCAAGCUUAAUGCUCGCGGCUUGAUGAACAUGGGCAAGGACACGCAAACAUUCCCCGAAGAAGUUCAGCAGGAGAUCGGAAAUAUUACUGUGGUUGAGACCGAAACCGAGUCUACUUCGAAGGACAAGAAACCAAAGAAGCGUGUUGCAUUCGCCGAUAAUCUUGACAUCGCACCGGCUCCUGAAACACAGGCUACCGCCGAGAAGAUUUCUCCCCCGCAAGACGAGCCCAAGGUGCUCGCUGAUUCCAUUGUUGAGCGUACAAGUCGUCCCCAGGAACAACCUCGACCUACGCCAUCAGGCACUAAGAAGGCUUCACGGUUCAAGAGUGCUCGAGGUACCGCACCAGGCACUCCGGCCAGCGAAUCUGUAACUUCAGGCGCUACCACAACGCACCCUACCGAAUCUCGAAUUCGCAAGCAAGCAAACGCAACUCCAUCUACCGCGCCUCCCACUCUCUUCCCAGCCACACCCAAAGAGCCUAAGCCUUUCUCCACACCUAUCACCGAUAUCACCGAGAACGAGCACAAGCCCUACACACCCAAACCUCCUCAGGACAGAACACUGGCCGAGAAAGUCUUCGAACGUCAGGUCACAGCCGGAGCCGCCAAAGCACCAGAACUGGACCACUACGAUGAAGAGCUCCACCAGAAGCAGAUUGCAUCUGAAUUCUUCCACAUGCAGAAUCGCAUGUCUGGAAAGAGUGGUUCCCAAGCCGAGGAAGAACAGGUCAUUCUCCCACCUGAACCGGAGGAGCCACCCAAGCGCGUGAGCAAGUUCAAAGCUUCGCGCAUGGGUUAG